AUGAGGCAGAGCCCCCCCUCAGUUACUCCCAUCGCUCGCUCUGCCAAGGCCGGGAGAGAGACAGAGAGUGGCCGCUGCAGCCUCUUCGCGGAGACGGUCGAGCCAAAAGAAACUUCUGCCAGGCCUGGCAGACUGCGGAGGACGGGGAUUAUUCAGGGCUGGUCAGCCUCCUUUCGCUCCUCUCUCUUCGGGAACGGGAACGGGAAUCCAGAUAUGACCGUUAAAAUGCAGCUCCUUGUUUUCCUCGUGGCCGGGGCGACUGUCUGCAUCUUUGCCAAGGAAGCAACCACACCACAAGCGGAGGGGGAGUUGGCCACGGCCCCCGCAAGGGCCAGCGAGGCUUCAGACUAUUCCGAAGUGCCCACCCUGGAACUGAUUACUACGGACAGCAUCUUGCCUUCCACUGACCUUGGUGAGAACACAACUGACCCAGAACUUCCAGAAACCUCUAAUGACAGCCUGGAAACGGCCACCCUGGUUGGCAUCAUCGUUGGCACCAUUGCGGCUAUUGCGGUGGCCACGGGCAUCAUCAUCGCCGUCGCCAAGAAAAUGUCGGGCAGGUACUCGCCCUAAACCUCACUGAAGAGGGAGAAAAUUUGCAUCGGAAAGCCACUUUCUGAUUUUAGGGGGAAAUCUCUUGUAUUAGCAUGGGACUAUGAUCUGUGGGAAGAGUGACUGGAUGUCUGCUAGCUGAUUAGAGAUUCCACACUAUUUCCUCACAAGGCCUUGUAAUCCGGCCUUCAAAGAAUUUUAAGUACAUUGCCAGGGAAUGGUAAAAGAAGUGUUUUUUUCCAAAAAAAAGAAAAGAAAGAAGAACAAGCCAGCUGUUUUACCUUUUUGAUCCUGUUUACAGGUAGUAAAAGUAAAGGACCCAAGUGCCAUAGGACAGGAUUCCUAGAACAAGAUGGGCACCCACACUUCAUAUUCCCACAGGUUCUUUCUCUUUUGCGUUGUUUUUCAACCCGUGGCACUGUUUGGGCAAGAGAUCGGAGUGCAUCUCUUACACAGCUGGGAUGCCCUUCUGCAUUCUGAAGUAAAUGCAGUAACCAACAUGACUAUCUGGACAUCCUGCCCUUCAAGAAUUUCAAGCCCAGAAAGGCCUAAAAUUCAAGCCUAGCCUUUGAAUCCAUCUCGGAGCCUUCUUGCUUAGAGAGACACUUCCUUGUCGAUUGCAAAGCAUACCGGUUAGUCCUCCUCCCAGGGGAAGUUCAGAUGUUAUGGCUGCCGUAAGCGGUAACGAUGGACAACUGUCUGUGCCCCAGGAACCUGGGGGGUACUGAUGGGGUCUCUUGCACUGCCUUUCUGGUUGGGGAUUAGAUCACCUCAGAAAACGCAUUAAGAGCUGCACACACGAGAUUCCCUCCAGCUUUCAAGGAAGGGGGCGGAUGGAUGCAGAGAUGUUGUGGGAUGCCUAAAACCGGCCACUCCUUUUGCGCCUAAGUACCCUUGUUCUCCUGCCCCAUCAGGCACACGGAGAGCUCCUUGCGGAUACGGGAUCCUGGGGACACGGGCCCUGCCUGGGCCUCUCUGCCUUUCCCCAUCCCAUGAAUUACAAUUGGGCAGGGGAUUUGGAGGGCUUGGCGAGACGCAGGGGGGCAAAAGUAGUUAAGUCUCUCCCUCCCUUGGGCAGCCCUCAACCCUGCCCCCUGCACUUCUUCCUUUCCCUAUUUAAAAGUGGGGUAAUUCUGA
Messenger RNA from Candoia aspera, 1689 nucleotides. It is a transcript of the gene PDPN, whose product is annotated as podoplanin. The transcript is spliced from 5 exons. The coding region runs from base 1 to 573 and encodes 190 amino acids. Lineage: Eukaryota; Metazoa; Chordata; Lepidosauria; Squamata; Candoiidae. The record is from RefSeq and is a predicted model, not a curated record.